AUGAAUUCAGGCAAUGCAAGUACUCCAAAAGUUUUCAUUCUCUUGGGUUUCUCUGACCGCUCCUGGUUGGAAAUGCCACUCUUCAUAAUAGUGCUUGCUGCUUACAUCUGCACACUAGUGGGAAAUGUCUCAAUUAUUGUGGUAUCCAGGGUAGAUCCUCAUCUUGACAGCCCUAUGUACUUCUUCCUUUCCAACCUCUCCUUCCUGGAUCUUUGUUUUACCACAACCACCAUCCCUCAACUGCUGCUGAACCUCUGGGGCCCAGAUAAGUCUAUCACCUAUGGGGGCUGUGUGACCCAGUUUUAUAUGUUUCACUUCCUGGGAGCCACCGAAUGCAUCCUUUUAGCUGUGAUGUCCUUGGAUCGUUACAUGGCCAUCUGCAAGCCUUUGAGGUAUCCAGUUAUCAUGCACCAGCAAUUCUGUACCUUCCUAGUGGUCAUGGCAUGGCUAAGUGGUUUGGCUAACUCCUUGCUUCAGUCAUCCCUCACUAUCCAACUGCCACUUUGUGGCAACAACAAGGUAGAUGAUUUCCUGUGUGAAGUCCCAGUGAUGAUCAAGAUGUCAUGUGCUGAUACCAAAUUCAAUGUAGCUAUGCUUUCCAUUGUGGGGACUUUCUAUUCCCUGAUUCCCUUGUCACUUAUUCUUGUCUCCUAUGGGUUCAUUGUUGAUACAGUGCUCAGAAUUCAGUCCUCAGAGGGAAAGAAGAAGGCCUUUAACACAUGUAGUUCUCAUGUUAUUGUUGUAUGUCUCUUCUAUGGGCCGGUAAUUAGCAUGUAUGUGCAACCUUCUGCUACUAACUCCCAGGAUAAGAACAAACUCAUGUCCCUAUUCUACAGCUUGGUGACUCCUAUGCUUAACCCUUUUAUUUAUACUUUGAGGAAUAAGGACAUGAAAGGAGCAAUGAUGAGGCUUCUUGUCUCAUUAUACCAUCAAAGAAGAGAAUAA
This is a messenger RNA of Hippopotamus amphibius kiboko, 945 nucleotides long. Its product is annotated as olfactory receptor 2B11-like. NCBI's taxonomy places the organism in Eukaryota, Metazoa, Chordata, Mammalia, Artiodactyla, Hippopotamidae. Gene Ontology annotation, molecular function: G protein-coupled receptor activity; olfactory receptor activity. Gene Ontology annotation, cellular component: membrane. Bases 1 to 945 code for a protein of 314 amino acids. Gene Ontology annotation, biological process: G protein-coupled receptor signaling pathway. The transcript has a single exon. The record is from RefSeq and is a predicted model, not a curated record.